Messenger RNA from Hippocampus zosterae (dwarf seahorse), 8889 nucleotides. Its product is annotated as ephrin type-A receptor 5. NCBI's taxonomy places the organism in Eukaryota, Metazoa, Chordata, Actinopteri, Syngnathiformes, Syngnathidae. Gene Ontology annotation, biological process: protein phosphorylation; axon guidance; cell surface receptor protein tyrosine kinase signaling pathway. Gene Ontology annotation, cellular component: plasma membrane; neuron projection. The record is from RefSeq and is a predicted model, not a curated record. The coding region runs from base 506 to 3532 and encodes 1008 amino acids. The transcript has 19 exons. Gene Ontology annotation, molecular function: protein binding; ATP binding; transmembrane-ephrin receptor activity.
CGUGCCAAAAAAAGCAAAAUACUGCUUUUUAAAUAAAGAAAUCCACUUAAUAUUAUGUCGAAUUUAGUUCACCCUUUUGAUCCGGCCCUCCAUAAUAUUUUCUGGUUCUCAUGUGGCCCUAUGCAAAAAAUAAUUGCCCACCCCUGACUUAAAUGGUCACACUUGCGGAAGAAACGCAUCAAGUGAUUACCGCGACAGGGAAUUUGGUGCCCUUUGGGCCAAGACAAUCCUGCGGUGUGACUUUACCUGCGCUCGCCCUGUGAUUGGAGAAUUUGGGAUGUUCGCCCCGCCCACCACCGACGGACCACCGGUCUCUCCAGCUGGUGAGCUCACAGUCGCUUUCAGCAAGCAGUCCGCCGCACAACGUGAGCCCUCCCUCACCCCACUGAACGGACACCCCGCCGUCACGUCACUCAUGCUUUCACCACGCCGCCGCUGAGGCAACGUGCGACUCGGAAUCGGCUUUUCUCUUCUUUGGUUUUUUUUUUGAAUUUUUGGAUGCGCCAUGAAAGCGCGUUGGAGGAGUUGCGGUGCGGGGCUGGUGGCGUGGACUUGGGGUCUUUGGAGCGUGGCGUGGUGCAUCCCGGCAAAUGAAGUUAACCUGCUGGACUCUCGCUCUGUGAUGGGAGACCUCGGAUGGGUGUCAUACCCGAAAAAUGGGUGGGAAGAAAUCGGGGAAGUAGAUGAAGACUAUGCCCCCAUCCACACCUACCAAGUGUGUCGGGUCAUGGAGCAGAACCAGAACAACUGGCUUCACACCAACUGGAUAUUGACAGAGGGAGCCCAGCGAGUUUACAUAGAGCUCAAGUUCACCCUGAGAGACUGCAACAGCCUCCCCGGUGGCGUUGGAACUUGCAAGGAGACGUUCAAUAUGUACUACUAUGAAACGGAUGGGGGCGAAUUGGAGGAUGGAGAAAUGGAGGACGGCGAGAGGAUAACGGAAGAGGAAGACAGGGCCUUGAAGGAGAGCCAGUACAUCAAAAUCGACACCAUAGCGGCUGACGAGAGCUUCACUGAGCUUGACCUCGGGGAUCGGGUUAUGAAGCUCAACACCGAAGUCCGCGAUUUAGGCCCUUUGACCCGGAAGGGCUUCUACUUGGCAUUUCAGGAUUUGGGAGCCUGCAUCGCUCUGGUUUCGGUGCGAGUUUUCUACAAACGUUGCCCGCUUCUUGUGAAAAGCCUGGCCGAGUUCGCGGAUACCAUCCCUGGAUCAGAGGCCUCGCAGUUGGUGGAGGUCGUGGGUCGCUGCGUCAACAAUUCGCUGCCUUUAUACGAGCCUCCCAGGAUGCAUUGCAGCUCUGAGGGAGAAUGGCUGGUUCCCAUCGGGAAGUGCGUGUGCAAGCCAGGAUUUGAAGAAAUCCUUGGAUCCUGUCAAGCCUGCAAAGUGGGCUUUUACCGGUCGCUGUUGGAUUCCCUGCUCUGCAGUAAAUGUCCACCCCACAGUGUGGCCCGGCACACUGGAGCGACUUUAUGCAGCUGUGAAGAAGGAUAUUACAAGAUUGACUCUGAUCCUCCCAAUAUGGCCUGCACACGGCCACCUUCCGCUCCGCGCAACGCCAUCUCCAACGUCAACGAGACCAGUGUCUUCCUGGAGUGGUCUGUUCCCAUGGAGUCCGGAGGCAGGAAGGACAUCCGUUACAACGUCCUUUGCCAACAAGUCUUGCCGGGCGGAAGAGGCUUGGAAGAGUGCGGCCCAAACGUGCGCUUUCUGCCACGUCAGGCGGGCCUAUUCAACACCUCAGUGAUGGUGGCCGAUCUGCAAUCGCACACCAACUACAGUUUCCUGCUGGAGGCCGUCAAUGGCGUGUCAGAGUUUGCCAAAGACCGCACGAAGCAGUAUGUGUCACUCAACGUGACCACCAAUCAGGCUGCACCUUCCCCGGUGAGUGUGGUGAGAAAAGGUCACACUGGCAAGAGCAGCAUCACACUUUCCUGGGCCGAACCGGACCGACCGAACGGCAUCAUCCUGGAAUAUGAAAUCAAGUAUUUUGAGAAGGAGCAGGACUCUAGCUACACGAUAAUAAAAUCCCGCGAGACAGAGAUGGCGGUGGAAAGUCUCAAACCCUCUUCAGUCUACAUCUUCCAGGUGCGAGCCAGGACGUCUGCAGGUUACGGUGCUUUUAGCCGGCGUUUUGAAUUCCAGACAAGCCCUUACUUAACAGCAACCAGCGAGCGUGCCCAGGCUUCCAUAGUAGCAGUGGCCAUCACUUUGGCGCUUGUCCUACUGGCAGCCGUGGCUGGAUUUCUACUUAGCGGACGGCGGUGUGGGUACAGCAAAGCAAAGCAAGAUCCUGACGAGGAGAAAAUGCACUUCCAUAAUGGACACAUUAAGUUCCCUGGAGUGCGUACCUACAUUGACCCCCUCACCUAUGAAGACCCGAACCAGGCAGUACAUGAAUUUGCCCAAGAGAUUGACGUGUCGUUCAUCUCCAUUGAAAGGAUCAUUGGCGCUGGGGAGUUUGGUGAGGUGUGCAGCGGACCACUGAGGUUGCCGGGGAAAAGGGAGAUGCAAGUCGCCAUCAAGACAUUGAAAGCGGGAUACACGGAGCAUCAGAGACGUGACUUCCUGUGGGAGGCAUCAAUCAUGGGGCAGUUUAACCAUCCCAACAUCAUUCACCUGGAGGGUGUGGUCACCAAGAGCAAACCGGUGAUGAUCAUCACUGAAUACAUGGAAAAUGGAUCCCUGGACACAUUUCUCAAGAAAAAUGAUGGCCAGUUCACUGUUAUCCAGCUGGUUGGUAUGCUGCGUGGCAUUGCAUCUGGCAUGAGGUACUUGGCUGACAUGGGCUAUGUCCACCGCGAUCUGGCAGCUCGCAACAUCCUGGUCAACAGUAACCUUGUGUGCAAAGUGUCUGAUUUUGGCCUCUCCCGCGUUCUGGAGGACGACCCUGAGGCUGCUUACACCACACGGGGCGGGAAAAUUCCAAUUCGCUGGACAGCUCCCGAGGCGAUCGCCUACAGGAAGUUCACCUCGGCCAGCGACGUUUGGAGUUACGGCAUCGUCAUGUGGGAAGUGAUGUCGUAUGGGGAGCGUCCCUACUGGGAAAUGUCCAAUCAAGAUGUCAUAAAGGCAGUCGAAGAGAGCUAUAGGUUACCAGGUCCUAUGGAUUGCCCCGAGGCUCUCUACCACCUCAUGAUGGACUGCUGGCAGCGAGAACGCAGCAACCGACCCAAGUUUGAUGAGAUUGUAUGUCUACUAGACAAACUCAUUCGCAACCCCUGCUCGCUGAAAAAUCUGGUCAACUCCUCACACAGGGUGUCCAACCUGCUCGUGGAGCAUGCCAGUGUAGACGCGGACUGCAACAUCUGGAGUAGAACAGUCGGCGAGUGGCUGGAUUCAAUCAAGAUGGGCCGUUAUACGGAACUCUUCAUGGAAGGAGGAUACUCGUCCCUGGACACGGUCACUCAAAUGACAUCCGAGGACUUGCGGAGAGUUGGGGUGAACCUUGCAGGGCAUCAGAAGAAAAUCAUCACGAGCAUUCAGGAAAUGAGAGUUCUUAUGAACAACUCCAAUAGCAGCGUCAACAUCUGAUGCGGACUGCAUGUGCAGGUGCGCGCACAUACGCACAACAUAGGUGGGCCUAGUAUGAAGAAGACAGCAGUUGGACCUAGAGCGGCUUCGCACUUUCUCAUUUCAAGGAACAUACUUUCUAUGGACCAGUGAAUGGUGUUAUGGACCAAACUGAAGGGAACGGAGUGGUUUUACAACAGAGAGAACACGGCGGACUAAUUAAACUGAAGACUUUCCAUCCAGAGGAUUCUGUUUGAGUCAAUCUCUGGGAUUGCUCACAUCCAGCACCGCUUAGACUCUCACAGUCUAACAUGAAGGUAGACUCCCAGAGCUACCAGCACUUUUUUGGCUAUAUCACAAAUAUGUCUCAUUUCUCAGGUUAUCUGAGUACAGCGGACCUGUAUACUCUUCUUCUUGUCUUCUGGAAACUGCAGCGAGCCCCGUUCUACCGUGGGGUAUUAGUGCACCAACGGCUGCCAUGUAGAUCUACUCCGGUUUUUGUUUGGCGGCCAUAAUCGGGUUGCCAGACUUGUUUAAGAUCCACAGUCACAUUCGACCACAAUUUAGUUAUUAACUCAAAAGGAAUGGUAGCAUGUAUACGGACCGAAAUCUGAAAUACAAAGUUAUGACCCCAUGUUUCUGGGUCAGAUUUUCUCCAGGAGAGUAUGGACUUGGUUCUUAACCGGAUGAAUGUAACGCUCUUCGGAUGCCCACCCUGAAUGGCUACAUGAUGUUCUGAUAAGCAAAUGGAGACAAACCCGCUCGCACUCUUCUGAAGUUGGUUCGCAGACUGCAUGAACAACGUUCUCUCGCUUUAUGUUGUCUUUCUCGGGACUCAACCAAUGGAACCUGACUGAUCAUCUGAUCUUGCAAAGGAAACAGUCAGCACUCACUCAACCAUUCACGCUCACAACCGUCGGAAUCUUCACAAGGACCAUGAUGAGUCUUUCAAGUGGUUCGGUGGAUAUUCAAACUGAAAGGUUGCAUUGGCGAGAGCCGAAAUGUCGAAAACUCCUCAGUUUCGUCCAGGAAGAAGAGAUGUCAAGACCUCGUAAGCAUGAUUAUGCUUGAUUAAGCAGAUGUUUGUGCAUUAAUAGAACUCCCGCAUGAAGACGUUAGUGGAAUCGCUAAUGGAUCCUUCUCUGAAAUUCAAAUGGUAUCCACCAGGAUUCCUUCCAGUGCAACUUUCAUGGCCACCUUCAGCUACUGCAGAAAACCGUCGGCUACUCUUCCGAAGCAGAAUCUUUCUCCACUUCAAGUGUGCCACACCACAGUGCACCUCGUUCAAAUGGAACCACUGGCAAACAAAGGCAAUAUUGACUACAUCGAUAAUCACUUAUUAUUUAUUGCUAUUUAUAGAAAAUACAAAAAAAAAAGGUUAGUGUUUGCAUUGAAUCUGUGAAGCUCUGCCUACAUGUAUUUCAUGUAUAUAAUGUAUUAUAUCUAUUUAAAGCAGGGAGCAUAAUUCUUCCGUAAUUCUUCAUGUGGUCAAGUUGAUAUUGAUCAAGCGUCUCCGAGUAGAAUUUCAAAAUCAGCAUUCUUCAACGAUAGACCUGUUCCACUGUAAAUUAGGGACAGGGAGCACACCUGACCUUUGUCAAGGUGAACCCCAACAGAUUUCCAGACAAAUCCAAAUGUGGAAUACUUUUGCAGGUUGGUUGUCAGUUUACAGUUUCGAUUCAACAUCAAUAUUUCCAGCACCCUCGAUAAAAAAAAGUGGGGAAUAUUUUUACAUUUACAGAGUAUUUCAUGUCCCCAAGUUGAAAGAAAUGUGCAGAUAACUUUUAAAGAUGAAGAUGAUGUAAAUGCUCAUCGUAUCACUGAUGAAAAUCGAAUAGUCAUUUUAUAUCAUUUUAGAAGGAAAUAAAUAUAAUGAAAAAUUAUUUCAACUCCUACGCAAGCAUAAAUAGUUUGAGACAAUAUGCCUCAUCUUACAGUAAGGCGGUAUACUUAGGAUUUUCAGCAAAAUCAUUUAAAAAAUAUUAUUGGAUUUUAUUGCAGGUUCAUUUCAAAAUUCCAUUUCGUCCUUUGUAGUUUUUCUCUCUUCACCGCGGCCCCGGUACUCGUUCAUGGCGUGUGUACGGGAGGUGGGACUGAAGUGAAAUUGUAAACGACACUCAAAUGGACUGUUUGAAAAGCACACAAGAAGAAUGUAAAUUUUUCAAAGACUCUUCCACUUUUUUUAAGAACCCGUUUAGAUUUUCAAAUAAGACAACGCGAAGGCCUCUACCGUGGUCGGGAGGAAUUGUGGUGUUAAAAUUAUUUUACCAUUUUAGCAACCCGUUUUAUGUAACAGGGCGGCGGAAUGAUCCUAGAAAACAAAUGGGGUUGGGGGGGGCAGCUGUAAGUGAGUGUGCCCUCUUGUGCUUCGUAAUUUCAAAACCAAAAAACAUUCUUUUUGUUUCACUCAGUGGACCGGCCCUGUUCACAAAGAAAUUUGUUUAUGAACGAAAACUUUCGACCAGUUCGUGAACAGUACCAACAUAUACACACUCACUCUGUGUGUCAUCUCAUUUGUUUUUGUUUUUUUGGGUGGGGGGGGUUGUUUUUGUUUUGCUCUAAUUACUCAUGAUGAAUGUGAAAAAUGCAGGUGAAUAUGCCACUUGGAAUCUGUGCAAAUUGUGACCAAGUUUGUGAAUCCACUCUAUUUGUUGAUUGAAGUAUAAAUGUAGAUGAUUGGGACAAAAAAGAUGAUUUGAAGGGAUGCACAUUUGGCACGGGGGAAAUUAUCAGUAGACUCACAAAUUUUUGUUUCACUUUUUAUUUUUUUUAAAGAUGAGAUGGGAGACUCUCGUGAGUGUCAUAUUGAGCGGAAUAAUGGUGUCCCCCCCCCCCCCGUGGAGUUGCCAUAGUAUGUUCGUAGCUCAGGUAACUUGACUGACAGCACCCCCUGAGGAGGAAGCCAAAAUAGUGCACACAAUUUCACCUCACUCUCUUCGAAACAGUUGCUCAAUAAUCAACUCCAUCCAAUUGGCUGAUUCGUUAACAUCAUUUACGGUUGAAAAUAUACACUAUAUUGGUGGUGUAAGCAAUUAUGAUGGAUGUAUCUGAUUUACUGCCUCUUAACCCUUUCACGCACCCUGUAAUCCGAUAACAUGAUAAUCUGUCCACUGUACCGUAACCGCUGUCCCUGAAAGAGUUAAAUUAGCUUCAAAUUUCAUUCUUUAAUUUUUGAUUUAUGUGACUGAUUUUGGGGGAUGAUGCACAAAUGGAAUGGUUAACCACCAACCUAAUUUCGACGAAAAACGUAUGUCUUGGAGCAUGAACAGUUGGACAAUUGUACACCCUUCUAAGUGCCUCAUAUCUUUUUAGCACCAUCAUUCAGGCACCUCCUCUGCCAAAAGGCUUGGCCCCAAUGGUGCCCCAUAUUUUAUUUACGUUUGCCAACGUUAUCUGCAGGUAAUGUCAGACAAUGUCCACGUUUGAACUAAUUUGAUUUGCACUUUAUGAUGAAUCUGUUGCUCUUCUUUAUUUAAUUCCCCACCGCAAAGUUGUUUUAAGGCUUUGGUUAUGUCCGUUUAUGUGUAGUGUGAAUCAAUUCCACUUGAUCACAAGGAUUUGGUCGUCAUUUUAAGAAGCAGACGGAAGGGAUGAAGAGCACCAUUUUCUUGUGAAUGGCACAAUUGUCGACUUUUGAAGCGUAAUCAUGAAGAAAUGUAUGAUGGUGACUUGAUGUUCGCUCAACGUACAUGUUGUGAAUCGUGUCUACAAAGUGAAGGCGGAUGUUCUCCGAGGCUGUUUUUUGGCAUUUUAGCACUUCCACUUCAAAGUGGCCUUGUGUUAACAGCUAUUAAUUUGGAUAGCUUUUAAAAAUCGAUAAUAAACACACCGGGUGGUUGGUAAUUGUCCUGUAAAAUACUUUCAAUUUGUGAGCAUUACUGAUUUCUCUACCACGCCGCUAAACUGCAAUGACAUCAGUCACGUGUCACAUUCAAAACAGUUCUCUGAAUGUAUUUCUUCUUGGACUUGAGACAUGUUGAAGUUUCAAACCCAGUCCUUUUCUUUGCUGUUUGAAACCAUUAAAAAAAACUGCCAAAAUAUGCGAACCACUUUGUAGUAAUAGAAUAUACAAGGUUACAGCAAUAACGUUAAUCAUUCUUCUGAUGGAAUGUUAGCUUUUAAGCUAGCAGCGAAGAAGCUUUACUGAACGGAGUCAACUUUUAAGCAUGUUUAGCAACAAUUGUCAAAAACAAUUAAUCUAAUGUCUAUUAAGAUUUAAAAACAAAUAUAACCGAACAAUUUUCGUCAACGUGCAGAAUACAACAUCAUUCUUCGAUUACUAUUGAUGUCAACUUGCUGCCACUUCAGCCAUAUUGUAUAAAAAGAGUCCAGGACAGAAAUGUGUCAAUUACAAUAAGUUCCACUUUUAUGGUCAUCAUCAUAUUUCUCCAUUUUCAAUCCGUGGUGGCACCCAUUAGAAAAACAAAAAUAACAGAUACAAAAACCAAACACCCUCACUGAGUCAUGCCUUUAAACGUCUAAAAGUCUAAACAAAUUGGCACCUGGUUCAACCUCUCCAAUUUUAUCCAACGUUUCCGUCAUAUUCUGAUUCCAAAUCAAAUGACUAUCAAGGUUUUCGACUUUUUCACUGUGCCCAAACUGUGAAUUAAUGAGUCCCCAUGUCUUAUUCGCUGAUGUAAAGAGGUUUUGAUUGAACUGGACCAAAAGCACUUAUACGAGUGGCAAACAUAAAAAGUUUUCACACCUUAAAAUGAACAGUUUUUGUUGGCAGGCAACAUUUGUAGAGAUGUUUUUUUUCUUCUCGAUUAACUGAGUACUCAGUUGAAUCUUUUCACUCAAAAUAUAAGCAAUGUGCUCUUGAACAUGUUGGAAAAAUGUCAAAUCAAAACUUAGUUGCUUGGGGCUGAGGUAGAUAUUAUUAUGACAUGUUUUUUAACCUUAUUAUCCAUGGAACAAUCCUGAAAAUCAUCUGCACAAUGGCUGGUGUUUCCUGAAUAAACAUUUCAUUGAAUUUUCUUGAUUGUUUGCAUCAUCAGUCACACAGGGUGCCAUGAAUCAAAAGUCCCAGAGCCUGUUGUGUGGUUUUCCUACGGAUAAAACAUGGAGUGUUAGCAUGGAACUUGGCAUACGGGUCUCUCUGAAAUCUUUGUGUUGAUGAAAUGUCUCCUACUAUUUACGCACAUUUGGUGGUCAGGUUCAAUGCUGAAAACAAUAAUUGUACUGGUAAAGCGUGCGCAUUUUCCAACAACUGAAUGACAGCUUUGGAUUCAUUGAAAGCACAGUGAAACAUACUUAGUAACUGUUGUGCUAUUAGUUUGUCUUUGAGACUGUCAUGUAUUAUGUUUGUGUUGUUGUUUUUUUUAUUGUAGUGUGUUCUCAAAUGCUCUAUUUUUCCAAUAAAAUUAUAGAAAAGUAAA